Molecule: messenger RNA, 604 nt
Organism: Ananas comosus (pineapple)
Lineage: Eukaryota; Viridiplantae; Streptophyta; Magnoliopsida; Poales; Bromeliaceae
Product: RING-H2 finger protein ATL34-like
Exons: 1
Coding region: 1-504 (167 amino acids)
Source: RefSeq, a predicted model, not a curated record
AUGUCGACCAAUUCAUGGAUGCCCCGGCAACAUGACACGACCAGCUACAGCAAGAGCACGACGCUCAUCCUCCUCGGCGUCGCCCUGGCCUCCGGCAUCUGCUUUCUGCUGUUCACUGCUUUGGUUCAAUACCUCUGUUCCCGCAACUGCUAUGAUGUCGAUGCAGAGGAGGGAGGGGGAGGCGUCGAACGCCGCAAUGCGGGCGGCGUCACCGCGCCCGUCCUUGCCUCCCUGCCAACUUUUGCGUAUUGGAAGAGCAAAACCGACGGUGGCGACAGCGGAAGGUGGGGGGAGUGCGCAGUGUGCCUCGAGGUGGUGCAGGAAGGGGAACUGGUCAGGAGGCUACCAGCGUGCCAUCACACGUUUCAUGUCGAGUGCAUUGACAUGUGGUUGCGCUCGCACUCGACGUGCCCCUUAUGUCGGGCUACUGUCGAGCCGGUGGAAGUGCUCAAAGGCAGAGAGGAUUGCAGAUCGGCGGCGGCGAGCCUGUUACCUCCAGUGUAGUUUCGUGAUGGCGUGAUAUUUUAAGUGAUUGUGAUUGUGUGCUGCACCAAACAGUUUAUCGACUCGAAAGCACGGGUCGUAAAUACAGAAACUGAAUCAA